UCUUAUGCAUCCUUUUACCAACAACAGGCAAUGUAAAACUCACCGAUACUGCAUAUACAGCGUUACCAAUAGGCGUUGAAACAACACUCAUCAUUAAUGAAAAUACAGAGCUGUCAGAACAUUAUAGACCAGUUGGAAAAUCAGAUUAUGUAUCUGCACAUGGGGAAUGCUUUGAAAAAAUCAAACCUGAGGUGGAAUACAGCUUAAGUUAUUUAUUGAUGAAAUUUCCAAGGGAUGAAAGUAGCGACUGUUAUAUAAAAUGUCUUAUGGAUUAUUGGAAUUUUUACGAUCCAGUAAUUCCACAUCGCUCAGUUAAACGUUUGUGCAAACAGCUUACUUUUUGGUAUCCAAACUAUGUAGAAGAAUGCAAUAAUUCGAUUGAGGAAUGCAUUAGCAAAUAUCCUGAUGAAGAUAGCUUAUUUGAAUCUUGCUCUUGGAUUGGCAAUGUUACUAAAUGCUUUCUGAAGCAAUAUAGAAAAUCAUUGUUAUUAACAUUUAUUAUAUAACUCUACAACAAAAAUUCAUGCUAAAAAUCAUUAACAAGUUUUAACGUAAAAAAAACGCCAAACGUCACAAAUGUCAGAUAAGAGAAGAGGUUAAAAAUAAAUACGAUAUUAUGCAUAUAUGUUAAAUAAUGAGGUGUUAAGCUGAAAACAAGACUCUAUAGAGGAAAUAUGAAACCAGUUCUUUUAAGUUCAGUGAGGCUUAAUUCAGCUGAAAGAGCAUACUUAAUCUAGUUUUAUUGUCAACUCCCUAACAAUUCAAGUCUUCGAAAACGGAGAUAUGUGUGCGCUAUUCUUCGAGUGUGAACUUUCGAGAAACUUGCAACGAGUUUGCAAAUGUAGUAAAAUUAACAUACAAAGUCGUUAAAGACUUUAGUACGGAUUUAGUCUUUAGUGUAUCUUUGACGACCAACAACGGUAACGCCGCAAACGUAAAUACUGAAAUGAAAUUCACAUUGAUUUUGCUUUUUGCCGUUGCAGCUGUGGCUAAUGCAAAGUUUGAGGUGCGGAAUAAGGAAGAUGCAUUGAAAGCACAUGAAGAAUGUCUUGAAGACAAUACAGUCCCUGAUGAGAUCUAUGAAAAAUUUUUGAAUUAUGAAUUUCCCGAACAUAAGCGCACCAAUUGCUACAUAAAAUGCUUUGUCGAAAAAAUGGGUUUGUUUACUGAGCUCAAAGGCUUUGAUGAGAACGCAAUCAUAACACAAUUCACAUAUAAAAACUUUAAGAAUCUAGAAUCAGUACGUCAUGGACUCGAGAAGUGUAUUGAUCAUAAUGAAUGGGAAUCAGAUACCUGCACUUGGGCAAACCGUGUAUUCUCGUGUUGGUUGAAAAUAAAUCGUCAUGUUGUGCGUAAAAUCUAUGGUGAUGCUUAAAUUUUUAAGUUAAAAUAUAUACACAAAAA
Teleopsis dalmanni is the source of this 1404-nucleotide messenger RNA. RefSeq names its product general odorant-binding protein 99a-like. The coding region runs from base 947 to 1375 and encodes 142 amino acids. Gene Ontology annotation, molecular function: odorant binding. The record is from RefSeq and is a predicted model, not a curated record. Lineage: Eukaryota; Metazoa; Arthropoda; Insecta; Diptera; Diopsidae. Gene Ontology annotation, biological process: sensory perception of smell. The transcript is spliced from 5 exons.